GAAGGAAUGAAUUCAACAUCACAUAUCCCUGAUAGGCAAAUUGUUCUAAGUACUGGAGAAAAUCCAGAUGUCAUUCGACCAAAUAAUAAUGGUUGGAGCAUUGAUGUAAUGAAAAUUCCAACUGCAUCUGUGGAGAUUAAACUUGGAUACAUUCUCACAAAAGGUGCAAUAUUGAGAUUGCCUAAACAUGAUAAUGUUUAUCAAUAUGAAGUGACAACACUUACAUCUAACAUGACAAAGUUAGAUACUAAGACCCGUCUUGCUAAUUCAAGUGUUUCCAUUCCAAGUGGAACAGAAGCCAGAUCGAUUUUGAUUAAAUUUAAACCUUCAAGUUAUAAAAACAUGAAAAUCACUUUGUCCUUGAAAGGUUGCCUAAUGAAAGUUAUUCCUGUUGAUUUUGAAACACCUUACCAAGGCUUAUCAUAUUGCAAACACAUGUGUCAAGUUUGAAAAUACCAAUGGUUUCUUGAGAUUAACAACGCCACCAACUCUGAUGAGGUUCUUUCCAUUAAACUCAAAUAUUGCAACACAGAACAUGCUCCUAUACUCACUAAACUCAUCAGUCUUUCACUUUCUACCAAAAUCUAUCCUGAUUUUUGCAUACACACAACAGUGUGUCCCAUUUCUAAGAAAGCAUCCCUCUAAUCCUGCCAACCACAUUGGACAGAAUUUGAGGAAAAAUUGACUAUUUCGGUACAGUUCAUAGUG
Molecule: messenger RNA, 708 nt
Organism: Octopus sinensis (East Asian common octopus)
Lineage: Eukaryota; Metazoa; Mollusca; Cephalopoda; Octopoda; Octopodidae
Exons: 5
Coding region: 7-450 (147 amino acids)
Source: RefSeq, a predicted model, not a curated record